Letharia columbiana is the source of this 186-nucleotide messenger RNA. RefSeq lists its product as uncharacterized. The coding region runs from base 1 to 186 and encodes 61 amino acids. NCBI's taxonomy places the organism in Eukaryota, Fungi, Ascomycota, Lecanoromycetes, Lecanorales, Parmeliaceae. The record is from RefSeq and is a predicted model, not a curated record. The transcript has 2 exons.
AUGGCGGGGCUUUACUUCUUCAUCCCGAGCUCUUCUUCGUUCUCCGGCCAAGCUAUGCAAAAGAACAUACUCGGUCAGCGGCAAGCGCUAGAGCGGCAUGAAGGCGAUAGAGAGGAAGAGGAAACUGAUGCGGAGAAAGCGGAGGAAGCGGAGAUGAUAAAGAUACAGCGAGGGAGGAAAGGGUAA